AUGAAGUCAUUUUGUGUUUGGCUCUGGAUCUUUCUGUCAGGAUUUGCAAUUACUAUCACCAAAGAGAUUAAUAUACAUGGACACAGUGGAAAAUAUGUCGUAAUUACAUGUUCCCAUAAAUGGGCAUUAAAAAACAGCAAGUAUUUCUGCAGAGAACCAUGCAUUAAAACUGGUGUUCUGGUCUCAUCUGAUCAGUCACUUAGUGGAAGAUACAGACUGCAGGAUUUUGGAAAUGGCACCUUCACCGUGAACAUCAUUGAUCUACAGGAGUCAGACUCUGGCAUUUACUGGUGUGGAGUGAAGAGAGCUGUAACAGACACAUAUAACACAAUCAGACUGACAGUAUCUAAAGAUUCAAGUGAAAGCAUCACCAUUUCCACACAACCAUACAAAGAAACACAAACAUCCCUGGAUUCGCACACAACUACACCAGCAGCACAUUCAGGAUCUGCAUCUACCACAGCAAGCCUAACCUCCAGAGAUUCAAGUCCCGAUGCCCUCAAACUCUCAACCUUAGUAACAGAACAGCACAGAAAUGAAAUCUACUGA
Sinocyclocheilus rhinocerous is the source of this 549-nucleotide messenger RNA. Its product is annotated as trem-like transcript 4 protein. Gene Ontology annotation, molecular function: transmembrane signaling receptor activity. Lineage: Eukaryota; Metazoa; Chordata; Actinopteri; Cypriniformes; Cyprinidae. The record is from RefSeq and is a predicted model, not a curated record. Gene Ontology annotation, cellular component: plasma membrane.